GUAUGAAACCAUAAUUCAAGUUCUGAGUCAGACGCUGUUGCUUCAUUUUUUUCGCCGUUUCAGACAAACAAGAUUAUGUUGCAAUACACCGCGCGUAAGUUAACCUGCCAAUGUGUGUCACUGGUGUUUUCAAAAUGAAAAAUGAGGUUGUGCAAUAAUGCCAGACCCUGGCUCUCCUGUUGUGCAAGAGGUUUGCACAGCAAAUGCCAAAAACACAUCAUUGGAGCUGCCUCAACCUCAGAAGGUGCUUUGAUUGCUUCCACCUCCAACCCAAGUGAAAUGUCUUCACACAGGAUAAUAUAUAAUCCAUAACAGAAUCAAAACAUGUAUGGCCUAAAAUUGGAGUCGUGCUUGAAUCUUGGGAUUUUUGUGAUUAUUGCACAGUCGCUGUUAUUCUGGCAGUGCAAAUGCACAGGAACAGUUGGCGAGAAGGGAGGCAUAACAAGCACAAGUAGAAGAAAAUUGAACAAAACUAGAAUCACUGGGAAUCCAGGAGACUCUGGCUACAUCACAUCUCCUGGUUUUCCAAAGAAUCCACUCAUCUCAGGGUUAUCUGUUCAGAAAUACAGACUAAUUGCUAAAAAUAUAAAUGGAGUAAUUGAUAUCACGACUAUUGAUUUGGUAUUUUUUCCCAAUGACAAUUUUGCAUGGAAAUAUAUGCUGACAAUUUAUGAUUGUGAUUGUGAAAGAAAAGAUAAAGAGAUCAGAAUUACGGAGAGAGUGCAUUUUGUAUCGUCUGGCAGGUAUCUAGUAGUGAUAUUUAACCCUCAUUAUGUAGUGGAUGGUUGGAAGAAUCAUGGAGUUUUUAAAUUACAGUACAAGUUCAUUUACAGAUCUGUGCCAGAAACUAUAUGGAUGAAUAAAACUGUAUGUGGAUACCUGGGAAAUGUGGUCAACCACCUCCCUACUACUGACAGAUCAUCCACGGCCUUUAGGUCUUAUGGACACAUGGAGCUCCCUCCUGAUACAGCGUGGAGGGGAGAAAGCAUAAGAUUUGACUGCAUAUGGAGUUUCAAACAAGCUCAUCUGUAUUCCACAUCCCGAGUUGAACGAAGAUUUAUAUAUGCAAAGUUCUUGGAUUUUGAGGGGACUUCAUGUCUGAAUCUGAAUGUAGAGGUGAGGAAGUCAUGGCAUUCUGAUGGUGAGGUGCUCAUAUCAGGGCCAAUAACGGAUGUAAUAAAAAAUCAGCCAGGCACUGGACUGGUAUCACGUGGCAGCAUGUUUAUCAGACUUACUGGAUCACAAACAUGGAGGUGUGGCCAAAACCAACGCCUCAAAUUUGCCUACACCUAUUUUGUUAGUAGCCUUGAGAGUGCUAAACUCUGCCAGAUAUAUUUUCUGGGAAAAUAUUAUGAAUGUCAGGGACAGAUGCGCUGCAUUCCUGAGCAGUUUCAAUGUGAUGGCUAUGAUCAUUGUGGAGAUGGAGAGGAUGAGGCUUCUGAUCGGUGCUCAGAUCACACUACCACUCAGAGUUACUGUCCCUCUUACAAAAAACGCUGUCCAGAUGGAAAAUGUGUGUGGAACUCUGAUUCAUGUCCUGUAGAUGACUGUCUAGCCAAUCAAGUGAAGUGCGAUGACGGGAGAUGUGAAUAUUAUUCUAGUGACUGCACAAUAAAGAGCUCACCAGAAACAUUGAUAUUUAAGGAGCCCAUUAAAUGGAUAACAGCAAUAUUUUGUAUUGGGGUGUUCAUCUUAGUGAUAGCAAUCAUAUUUGGUUGCAAACGUAAAAUGUGUGGCACAAACACUGCCACACGCACAAGUACUGCAGAUGUUCACACAGUGUCACCAGUGAGAGAUACCAGCACACACACAGCCACACAGUAUACUGCUGGUACACCUGGACUGGUGGAAACUGUGCAUCACUUCCCCACUGAUGGUCCUGGCUACAGAGUCAGCCCUAGCCAGAGUCCUUUCAUUACGCCUAGGGGUAGUCCUGACUUCAUUUCAAGACACAGCCCAAGGCAUAGUCCAAGACAUACUCCAAGGCAUAGUCCAAGGCAUAGUCCAAGACAUAGUCCCAGGCAUAGUCCAAGACAUAGUCCUAGGCAUAGUCCAAGGCCUCAUGAAUUCAGUAACACAGAGCCUGAAGAUCCUUACUCUCCUCCCUCUUACAAUAGUCUUCAACCUCCUGAAAAUACCCCAGUACCCAGUAAUCUAGAAACAAGAAGGUCCCCAUCCCCACCAGAUUACAACUCUAGCUUGUCUUUGUCAACACUGCCACCUGGUGAUGGUUUGCAGCCACCUUCUGCAGCUGUCCCAGGAGUGGAGCAUCUCCCCCCACCUCCAUCUUAUGAUGAUGUCUCACGUGCUGGACCAAAUGCCUCAGUGAAUUGUGAAAGUGUUUGUGAGACUACUGUGUAGUGGUAACUUUGAUGAUUGUGGUCGUAGACUUGUACUACAAAAAUGUGGCCAAGUGUUAUGUAACGCAAUAUACAUAGCUAAUAUGCUAUGAAUUAAAUGCAUAAAUGUUGUUUUAUUUUGACUGUUCAUUUAAAGAAUUGCUUAAUCUACUAUGCAUGUAGGUGUUCUAUGUAUAGGACACUUCCAUUGUUAACAUGCAUUAUUCUAUAAUUAAAAAGAUGUUAUACAAGGGAUAUAAGUAUUUUGAUUACUGUCGUGUUGGUAUUUUUGUUUAAGGGUGCAUUCAGAAAAGUUAAUCCGUGGACUAAUAGAUUUGUUGAUCAAAAAUGGCCAACCUACUUGAAAACAUACUGCAUAAUUUCCUAAAAGACAAUGAAAAUGUGGGGAUAGCAAGGCAGGCUUUUAAGUGGGUCGGCCAUAUUUGAUCCACGGACAUGUAAGUCCUCGGACCAACUUUGGUUGUGAAUGCAGCCUAAGACAUAGAUUUCUAUGCAGUCUUCAUUCUGUUUGAGUGAUGUCAUGGUUUUGGAAAAAUUUCUGUCAGGUGCACAGUAUACCAUAUACAAAUACGUAGUGUACAGUAUACCCGAGUGCAUACCCAAAGAGGAAUGUUACCUCUGUAUCUUGAUAUUAUGUUAUGGUACUUUUUCUAUUACAUGUCUGUGGUAUUAUCAUGAAGGAUCUUUUAAUUAACUUUUACCUGUCCUUAUUGUUGUAAUUAUUACAAAAAUAUUAUUAGUGUAAUAUCGUUAUUAUUUUAUUUUUAAGCAUAAAAGGUAUAAGUAUGGAUAAGUUUUAUAAAGAUCGUGAUAGUAUAAUAUUGGGUUUCAGUUCAAUGUGUUUUCUUAUUUUUAAAAAGGGAAAUUGUUCCUACCUCUGUUGAUAAGUUUGAUAACUAUUAAUAUAUUUUCUAUGUUUUUAAAGACAUGUUAAAGGGUGCAUAUUCAAAAGAGUGCAAUAUUGAGGUUUGAAAGUAUUUAUUACUACCUGCGGUGUUUUAUUACCGCUAAAAUUCUCCAGUGGUAUGUAUCUUCAUCACCUUGAUCUUGUUCCUCAAAAGUAUUUUGAGACGGAUUAUGUCGGGAUGAAAAAUUAAUAAGUAAAACAAAUUAAAAAAUGUAUAAGUAAAGAAAAACAAAAAAGCCCGCUAUGUUGUUUAAGAGUUUUGGCAUAAUAUCUCCGCUAGGUACCAUACGUAGGUGUUAGGCCACGUCGGAUUCUGGUGUUUAGGGACCUUAUUUUGUAUGAACAGUUUGAAAGCGUUACGAGUCCUAUUGGGACCGGUGUAAAAGAAGAUGUCUUUUUCUGUGUCGGGGUGCUCAAAUUAUUCUUCAGUGUUCAAGUAAACUUAACAUUUUUAUGGUAUACCAGUAGUGUAACAUCGAAAAUAAAUAU
Lingula anatina is the source of this 3756-nucleotide messenger RNA. RefSeq lists its product as uncharacterized. Lineage: Eukaryota; Metazoa; Brachiopoda; Lingulata; Lingulida; Lingulidae. The record is from RefSeq and is a predicted model, not a curated record. Gene Ontology annotation, molecular function: protein binding.